This is a messenger RNA of Cucurbita pepo subsp. pepo (vegetable marrow), 898 nucleotides long. The record is from RefSeq and is a predicted model, not a curated record. Lineage: Eukaryota; Viridiplantae; Streptophyta; Magnoliopsida; Cucurbitales; Cucurbitaceae.
AUUCUCUCGAAUUGCAAAUUCUGGAAAUCCAAGAAGAAAAACAUGGUGGAAUUCGAGUGGAUCUUUGUUGUACAGGAAGUGUUGAAGAAGACGGUGAAGCUGGCAGCCGAGCAGGGCGACCUGGCCUGGGGAUUCAAGGACGAACUCUCGAAAAUGAAGGACUCUUUACUCAUGGCACAAGCCAUCCCAAGGGAUGUUGAAAAAAUGAGGGUAGACCUUGACUCCUUAAAGCUAUGGGUGAAGAAGCUUGAAGAUAUUGUCUUCCAAGCUGAUAUUUUACUCAACGAGCUCGCUUAUGAAGACGUUCGACUCAAAGUGGAAAUCGGGAAAGAUCUGUUGUUUUUACAAAAAGUCCUCCGAGAUGUGUAGCUACAACAUUUAGAAUUGGAGUUAUUGGGAGGGAAGCUGAAGUAUCAAAUAUAGUGGAUAAACUACUCGCUCUUAAGAAUCAAGAAACUCAUGUUGUUUUCCACCCGUAGCAACAAUGGGUAAAACAACUCUGGUGAAGGAGGUUUUCCAUCAUGAUAUGAUAAAGGAAGAAUUUCGAUACAACUAUAUGAGUAUGUGUGUGAUCCUUUUAAAAUCAACAAAAUUUUACGAGCAAUUGUGGGAUUCUUGAAUCCUACAUUUGGUGGCUCACAUGAAAGGGAAGUCAUACUUCAGGAGCUUAAAAGUCUGUUGAGUGUCAAAAAAUAUUUUCUUGUGUUCGAUGGUGUUAGGAAUGAGGAACCCAUUCUAUGGAAUGAGUUGAGGGCUUGGUUGAUAAAGAUUAGUCAAAAUGUUAUUAGUGCUAUAGUUAUGACUACUAGGAGUGAUAAAGUUGCAUAAAUUAUGGAGACAAAUUACAUAAAUCAUUUGAGACAUUUACCAAUUACAGGACCAUCAUUGUUGGUCUUUA